Molecule: messenger RNA, 1681 nt
Organism: Lingula anatina
Lineage: Eukaryota; Metazoa; Brachiopoda; Lingulata; Lingulida; Lingulidae
Molecular function (GO): calcium ion binding
Source: RefSeq, a predicted model, not a curated record
ACAAAAGUGCAGUAUUGAUUAAAAAUGGCGACUCACAACUCCAGUCAGCCAGCUGAUUCUAGAGUAAACGACUUUCCACAGAAUUUUUUCGACAAGUACAGGAAAAGCGGUGCUACGAGAGAUGGCGGUAAGAUGCAAGAAUGCUUCCGUACAUUCGAUACUGAUAGAGAUGGAUACCUCAAUACUUUGGAAUUUGAUGGCCUUCUUAGCCAGUUAUUUUCAAAAAGAGGAAAGCCUUAUUUAUUAACGGAUUCUCAGAGGACAGAACUGUUCAACCUGGUGGACAGCAACAAGGAUGGAAAAAUAGACAGUGAAGAAUUUAAAAAUUGCUGGCACAAGUGGAUAAGUCAGAUUCUUGAUCCAGUGACAGCCUUGAUAAUUGUUGAUGUCCAGAAUGAUUUUAUCAGCGGCUCUUUAGCCAUCCAAGAAGGGGAGUUGAUCGUUUCUCCUAUUAAUAACAUUCUUGACACCUACAAAUUUGAUUUAGUGGUCUACACUCUAGACUGGCAUCCACAUGAUCAUAUAUCCUUUGUUGAGAAUGUGAAAAAAAGAGAAAUAGACCCAGCGUCAAAGGUAAAAGCAGAGCAUGCAAAGGUACAAGAUGAGGUUAUAUUCAGGAUCCCUGGCUAUGAAGAGGGAAGAAUACAGACUGUGUGGCCGAGGCAUUGUGUUCAAAAUACUGAAGGAGCAAAAUUGCAUAAAGAUCUUAAAUUAUUAAACAAUGCACUGUACAUAAACAAGGGCACAGAUCCCGAUAUUGACAGCUACUCAGCUUUCUGGGACAAUGGCAAAUUAAGGCAAACUCAGCUAGAGGCGGAAUUAAGGAAAAGAAAAGUAACAGAUGUCUAUGUCUGCGGGCUGGCCAUAGACAUCUGUGUCCGUUUUACUUCUCUAGACUCCAUUGCUCAUGGCUUCCGAACUAUUCUGAUAGACAAUGCUUGUAAAGGCGUCGAUCAACAAAGUGUUGAACCAAGUAGAGAACAGAUCAGGAAAAGUGGAGGAUUGUGCAUUGACAUUUGUGAGAUGGGUGAUAUUUAUAGUUUGGUAGACCGACGGCCAGAGAUUGGUCUUCAUGCAGCAAGAACAGCAUUAGGUGGCAAGAAGUGUGACGAAAUAGAGAGGAGAGUCAUUACCCAGUAACCUUCAGGUCAUGGGUCAAAAGAAGGGUCAAAGUUCAAUAUCUACUUAAUUUAUGGCAUAUCCCACUGACUAAAUUCAACAUAUGGAGCUGAAAAUGUGGCAUGAAGUAAGAAUUGAAAUAUUGCCAGAUAGAAAUUAAUUUUGAUUGAAAAAAAGUUUAGUUCACAGUUCAUAUUAAAUCAUGUGACAUAUUAAGAUGCAAUAGAACAUAUUUUUUUAACCUGUAAUAGCAUUACGGAGGGGUUUGUGCCUAUGGAUCAUUCAGAUCUCACAGGCUUUAUUAUGAUCAUUAUUUAUUCUUUCAUUAAUUUAUUUAUUUUGUAGGGGGUAGAGGUAAUGAUAUGCCAAGUAUUCACUUAUUAACUAAACAGACUGCACUGAUAACAAAAUUUUAAUUUGUGUGUAUUUUGUGCUCUCUCAAAUUAUUAUUUAAACAGGGGAAAUAGUCUAAAAUUGGGCUUGUGAAAGUACGGAUGAUUUUAAGUCAUUUUUAGAUGAGGCCAGUCAGCAAAAAUAUUCAGUAUGUUUGAUUAAAAUUUUU